Molecule: messenger RNA, 7590 nt
Organism: Oryzias latipes (Japanese medaka)
Lineage: Eukaryota; Metazoa; Chordata; Actinopteri; Beloniformes; Adrianichthyidae
Gene: asphd2
Product: aspartate beta-hydroxylase domain containing 2
Cellular component (GO): membrane
Source: RefSeq, a predicted model, not a curated record
UCCUAAAUUGUUCAGAUGACGCUGGUUGGCUUCUGUGACGGAGGUAUACUAUCUACCUCAGUAUUUUCUGAACCCUGCACCACCACAGACAGGAGGUCUUUCCGUUUCUUCGUCGAUAGGAGCGAUUAGUAUUGUUCUUUCCUCGUCAUUUUGCGGUUACGACUUGAGCUGGCGAAUUGUGACAUCUGUCUAUUGCAGUAGACAGUGCAGUCUUCGCCUGGAGAAACACCUGUGCGACUGCCUCUUCUCGCAGCUGGCCGCCGUCUUCAAUGUUGAGUAGUGAUCCCUGCAGUGGGAAUGGGCGAUACUGGGAAUUUGGCUAUUGAUCCGAUACCAGGAAAAAGAUAACCCCAAAGUGCGGUGCCUGUUUGCAGAACAAGGAAAGGAGCAGCAUAAACACUGCACAGCCAGACAUCAUGCAAGGAGAAACCUUCCCACGAUGCACAGUGCUGAAAUGUUAAGUCUGGAGAGCGAGAGGGUCAGAUCAAACAAGCAGACUGUUUACGUCAGAGGCUAUCAUAAGAGCUGCCUGACAAAAGACUCAGCAUCAGCCUGUGUUGAGGUUAAGGUCCCUUUCAAUCACAACCCAGACAAGACACGUUAACGGAUCUGUCGUUUUUAUCAGGUUCAGCAAUCCUGAAAGAAUUCGGCAUGGAGUGGUCACUAGAGAGCAUUAGAGAGAUGGUUGCUGGAGGGAUGCAGUCUGUGAGGGAAUGUGAGAUCUGUGCUCUUUCCAUUGCCAUGUGUGUUCUGCUGCUGUUUAUGUGGUACUGCUACAGAGUGGGCCAAGAGCAUGGCUCCAGCCCACUGCGUGGGAGGUAUCUUGUGGGGCCUGGCCGGAUUGGAGGGGUGGUGGGGGGUUUCAUGAGCUCAGACUGCCGUAACAGGGAAAAAGGAAAGCGUGGAUCAAUGCUGGAGGAGCAGAAUGGCUUUGCUUUUUGCCAGUCAUCAGAGUGCUUUCGCUGUACCAGUGCCGGCGAGAGUCUGAACCAGAGGCUCUACCACAGUCUGCAGGAGUAUGCCAAGCGCUAUACCUGGUCAGGUAUGGGCAGGGUUCACAAAGGAGUCCGUGACCAAGGCAGAUACCUUAACAGCCGACCAACUAUUCAGCGUCCCGAGGUCUUCUUCCUCCCCGAUCUGCCGUCUGCUCCUUUCUUUUCCAGAGAAGUUCAAAGACAUGAUGUGGAGCUGUUGGAACAGAGCUUCCCGGCCCUUCUCGCUGAGUUUGAAAGCAUCUACCACCAGCCUCCAGCUCGCGGUGGCUCCUCCCUCCCACCAGGGUGGAAAGCUAAUAACACCCCUCGUGGGCAGUGGUGGACCUACUACCUGGUCAACCAAGGUACCCCUUUGGUCCUGAAUGUCAGGAGAUGUCCGCGGGCAUGGCGGGUGCUGGGGCAGCUGCGCACCUUCAUUGCCAACAACGUAUUUGGAAACGCCUGCUUCUCCGUACUGACGCCUGGAGCUCUUAUUACGGAGCACUAUGGUCCCACAAAUGUCAGGUUGCGCUGCCACCUGGGUCUCAGAGUACCACCAUCCUGCGAGCUUGUAGUCGGCGGAGAGCCACAGUGCUGGUCUGAGGGCAGCUGUCUGCUUUUUGACGACUCGUUUCUCCACAGAGCCUUUCAUGAGGGUAACCUGGAGGACGGCCCCAGAGUGGUCUUCAUGGUGGAUCUGUGGCAUCCCAAUGUAGCUGCUGCUGAGAGACAAGCCUUAGACUAUAUUUUCACUCCAGGCCAUUUAGAUGACAAAGAGGGAAAAUGAGUGAAACAGGUGGCAAUAAGGGAAGUGUGUAAGUCGGGGAGGAACUUUACUUAGUGGGUCCUGGUUGCGGAGUGUGAAACAGAAAGGGCUGGUACAGUGGGCGGGGCAGUUGUCCCACUGCGCUCAUUGACCCAUUUUGACGAGCUUCUACGUCCGUUCAUGUGAAGCUGAAACUCUAAGCUCAGACCUGGAUCGGAUUCAUUCUGCAUUCUACAACCAAGACUUUCUUGUAGACCGGCUUUCACCUACACUGUGUACAUAUAGUCCAAUUUAAACAAUAUUGAAGGGAAAUAACUGAACAUUGGGCCUCUUUUAUCUACUGCAGUUUCCCAUGUGUUGCAGUGUAAAACAAGUAAGGGUUAAUGGCCAAGGACGCCAUGGAAGCCUGAAUCAUCCGACGCAAGGCGGAGGAUGGUUAAUUCUGAUAAUGCACACUCCGAAUUUUACCAUGGUAACUUACAAAAGAAAUAAAUAUUUAAUUAUUUUUUAGUACUAUUCUUGGUAUUUUUUCGGUUUGGAUCGCUUUUUCACAAAAAGCAGACUAUUUGUUACGUUGUGCGCCGCAUUGUCACGUUUACAUGACUAAUCACCACGAUAGGUUAAAUAAAGCAUCCGUUCAGGGAGAAAGUUCUUCUCUUGCCGCUUGUUUUUGUCCAGAUAAAAAAUCAAAAGUUUCUUUAAAAGAAGCCAGUUAUGUAGAACAUUUGAGCCAUGCGACCAGAACUUCUUUUUAGGCGUUUUUUCACUGUGCAUUAUCACUUUUUAAUGUUAACCCAGCAGCCAAUCAGAGUCGAGAAUUCACUCGCACCAUGGUAUGAGCCGUAAUAAUAAGGCACUUCUAAAAUGCACAAUCAAAUUUCUUGGCAACAGGAAUGUUGGGAUAUGCCCUGUCAGACUGUUACUAUUAUACAUUCUGCUGAUCUACUCACAAACUCAAAUAAUUAACAAAAAGAAUCUGGCAGGAAACGGUCCCAUGUCAAGGAGGGAUUUUCUGCAGCUCUUUGCUGUAUUUUUUAUUCCUAACAGACAUUAUCUCAUUUUCUAACUGUACACUACCACUGGGUGUUUUUUCAAUUUUUUCUGGCUUUUUGUGUAACCUCCUGGAUGAAGCUCGGUGUCAAUCUGUGGUGCAAAUUCUGGCUACCCGUACCUGUAUGGGUCUAGAGGUGUUUUCAUGCAGGAGUUGCUGGGAUCACAACUGCGUUAUCUAAGAGAAAUACUCUUAGGCUCAAUUGUGUGUGAUAUCAGUCAGGAUAAUGUGUUUAUAUGGAGUCACUGGCCACAGCCUUAGCUGCUGAUUUUUAAUAGUGACUUAAAUAUACAACCGUUCAAUCACACGGGAGUAGUUCAUUGCAUUUGCUCAUGUAGGCAUGGUUAAGGCGACCUGUACCAGUCCAGACAAGUUUUGUUGUGUAGAAGAGUAAUUUUAAGUCAAUGUGAAACUAUAGAUUUACUGAGAUUUUCUCGUUAUGCUGGAGAUUAUACAAAAUGUUUAGCUUUUUUAAUUAACCUUUAGUUUUCUGGGGGCAAAUCACUGGUAUGAAGAAUGUUUCUGACCAAAUUCCACAGCAGAAGUCCACUGCUGUUGCCAGGUCUGUAAGAUCAAGAGACAGACUAGAAUUCACAUCAAUUUGCCAGAAAAAGACAAGACUGAAAAAAAUAUGGUCUGAUUUAUAUCUGUUCUGUGACAAAUAGAGAAUAGAGCAGAAAUGCGACAUGAUCGAUAUGAAAGUACCCUGUUGUACACAACAAAACUUUUUUUUUUUGCUUUGAACUUCAGAAGAUUAUCCAUGUCGACAUAAUUAAAAGCACUGAGUUGCAUCCAUGGGACAAGCUAAUUAUUUUCCUCAAUAUUUGAGGUAUAACAAAAAUCAUAACUGUGUAAAAAAUUUCAAAGUUCCAGUUUAGUCUGACUGGAAUUACUCUUUGGCUGCUUUAGAUGACCUUCCUGUAGAAUGUGUUUUUUUUCCUUCAACAUUAAACUCAACCCUGUACGAGACAAUCUUAGUACUCUUCCACCUUGUCUUCCUCUCCAACGCUGUUGGUUUCCACCCCCUUCUAAUCCUUCUCCAGUUUUGCCAUGUCCUCUCAGGCCUCAGAGAACUCCCCCACAUACCAGUGCACCAAAGUCCUCAUGGCGUACACUGAGUUCAAAUAUGUGGUCCAGGCAGGCCCAGGCCUCGGCAAUGGUGAUGAUGUUGCUCAGCAUGCAGAUGGCUCUACAGUGGGGGGCUGGUAUUUGAUGUCCGCUUGAACCCUGUUGGACACUAGUCCACAAACUGGAUUCUGCACCUGGCCUUGAUGGUGGCAAUGACAGAAUUGACGUCUUAAGGCACCGUGUCUCCACGGUACAGGAGACAGCAGGCCAUGUACUUGCUGUGGCGAAGAUCGCACUUUACCAUCUAAUUGGCUGGUUUGCAGUAGGCAUUUGUGAUAUCUGGCACUGUUAGCUGCUAAUAGGAUGCUUUCCCUGCAGAGAUCACAGGGGCAGAGGCGGCCAGAGGGAAGUGGAUCCAAGGGGUAAGGAACUGUGUUGGUCUGGAACUCCCUCAGGUCUACGUUUAAGGUGCCAUCAAAUCACAGGAAGGCAGUAAUGGAGGACAAAAUUUGCCCAAUCUGCCAGUUCAGGUUGGUGUAGUUAGGAUGAUCAAUGACCAGGUUCCUGCACUAGAUGUUGUAGAUGGCCUCGGCCACCAUGAAAGCACAGUCGGACUGCUCUAGGGUGGUGUGGGCGGUCAGAAUGGAGUUGUAGGGUUCCACCACCGCGGUGGACAUCUGAGGAGCCGGAUACAUGGCAGUGAACAGGAAGACCCCCCAUCAGCAGAGAGGUGAAGCUUGUACUGCAAGCAUAGUUGGUCGCAUCUUCUUUCCCAGUGAUCAGAUGCUCCGGGUGGAAGAGCUGCCGGAAGGUUCCUGUAUAGACCUUAUCGAUGGCCACCGGCUCCAGUCUUACUAAAGAAAAUGUUAAAGGAGUCAAACCCUGUCCAGCUGGAUGACGUGUUCCAAUUAGUUGAGCUUAAACCGUCCAUUACCUAUGUGGGCAGUGCACCAGCUUGGCCCACAUGCAUUGAAAUACAUUCACGCAUAUUUUCUUAAAGAACAGUUGGUCCUCUAUCGUCCGAAGUUGAAGGAUUGGGCUCCAAUGGCUGUCUUUAGAAUAUGUUUUGACACUAGUCUUGUGCUGUUUUAAUACUUAGGUUCAGAGAUGCAAUCUUAUUGUAGUAAUGAAACAGUGCUUAAAACAUGUUGAAUACUUUUUGUGUUGGAUCAUCUUUACUGGAAAAUAAUUUCCAAUAUACUACAUAUAAAUGUAUGUUCUUAUUUUUUGAAUUUCCAUUAAGACAGUUAAGUUGUUUGAAGGGGAAUUGGAAAGAAUAUGAUGAUAUCAAUUUAUAGGUUUUCCUGUUUGAGAUUAAUGCAACAGGAUUACUCAGUAGUCAUUUAUCAGACAUAAUCAGUCUUCAGCUUUUAAAAAAGGCAAACAACACUGCAAAUAAUUAUGAAAGGGCUUACAAAAUUAAUAAUUUAGGGUUUUGUGUUUUUUAUGUUGUAAUUUGAGUUUAUGGUUUGAAUCAUUUCCAUUUUUUUUUUCUUUGCACUCAUUUUCAUCAGAAUUUGUUAAUCUGGUAAUCUGAUAAAUGAAUGAAUGGCUUGCCUGCUCACAGAUGGUUAAUGUUCUGUGAGUGAUUGUAUUGCUCAUUAUGUCUUACAUAGAAACAUUAGCUGUGGUUACAUGUGCAAAAUAUCUUUGAGUGGAUCAAAGAUCAGAUUAGAACUGAACUGUGUACAUGGGCCCAGAAAAACUUUAUCUGAUUACAACAAACGUUUACACAUGCCACACUUUCGGUUGGAACAAAUCAUUUUGACAUGAGUAGUACUAUCUAAAAUACCGGAAAUGGCCGUAGAAGAAAAAAUAGCGAGUUCCGUUGUAAAGAAACAAAGCUGUGGCAUAGAGCGAGAUGAUCUUCUAAACGUGCUUUUAUUGUUGUUAUAAUUAUUAUUAAGUGCCUGUUCGCUCAUAAUUUUUUUAAUCCGUGCGGCCAGUGCUUUAUUCUUGCCUGAAUGAACCCAGUAGAAGCAGGGUUAGAAUUGUAGUUGUAGUUAAAAUCUCUGGGGGCAAUGCUGCAAUGUACAUCUUGGCUGCGCGUAGAUAUGUGGGAAUAAUAUCAGCCUUUAUUUUGUCAGGACAUGAGUGGUAACACAAAUUCACAUGAUUGUUUGCACGGUUUCUCAGUACUGCCAUUUUCUCAUUACUGCCAUGAGCAACAUUCUGCAUACAAAGCCACUCCUCUGCUCGGAGACACAGUUCUCCCGGGAGACAUGGUUCUCAUGCGUGAGCAGCUCGCUCAUGCAGGGCAGCCUGACAGACUGCUGUCCGAUGCAUCCUCCGGAUGGCACACCUUAACAAAGCAACCUCCCCUGCCCGCAAACACAAAGAAACAAAGACAUGCCUCGCUUGCGUGGAGCAGCCGGCCGGCCUCCUCUGUAGUGCCACACUAUCUACGCACGACGUAAGAGCCAGAACAGUUGUGACCCACUAUCGGGAUAAACUGUUUACAUGCACCAUGAUCGGAUCAAUAAUUGGCAUAACCCACAUAUCUCGAUUAGAAAUAUUUUUUUUUUGACUCAUGAGUCUGAUCGGGGAAGAGUAUUUUGAACGGCAUGUUUACAUGACCCAUUUUUAUUCUGAUCAGGCAUUUAUUCCGAUUACUUUGGUCCAGGUAACUGCAGCUAUUGUUGAAGUAGUUAAAAUGCAAUAACUAAAUUACUGUUUAAAUUUCACUAACCUUAUCUAUAUGAUGAGUAAAUUAAGACCAAAAUGGUUAAGAGAUGCAGGAUACUUUAGAAUUUAAAUGUGAUAAGUUUCAAUUCAAGUGCUGAAAUAUUUUCUAUCAGUUUUCGUGUUAUAAAAGUAGAACAAAACCAUCCCCCAGCUUAUCACUAAUGAGGAUGAACAGAUUUUAUGCGUGUGGUUUAAUAAUUGAGGUCCAAUGUCAGCCGUGGUCAGAAUAUUUAGCCAUUGACUCUGACUCACAGGUGUUACAGUGAAUUGUGCUCCACUCUGAAAACCAGUGCCAUGGUUAAAUGGUUUCUUGCACAUCUGAAGUGCAAGCUGUAAGUGUGGGACUGAAGAUCAAGACUUUUUUGGUAAACUUCUUGACUCUUGUAAUUUAGUUGCAUUUGAUAUCAGGUUUGUAUUUUUGUAAAUAACCCUAAAGUGAAGAAAAAGAAAAAACUGCUCUGACUGGUCUGAGAUAUUUUGAAAUGAUUGUCUUCAGUGCUUUAACUAUUGUGUUGUCUUAAUUUCUAUCUCAAGUGAUUGAAAACCACCAACUAUGAACGUCUUUUCUGACACAUCCAAUCAGUAUAUUCUGUGAAAUGUUUAUGAAGUCCACUCUCUGUUGUUGUGUGAUGCUUUUAAUUCACCAAGUAAUGUUUUGAUUGCACUGUAUCCAUUACAAAAGCCACAAACCCUUUAGCAGCUCUUCAAGAAGGUACACACUGUCAGGAAGUAAAAAUGAAUCUUCUGCUGCUUUGGUUGUCUGAUGCAAUUCAAGAUACCCAUCCAUUCAGUUCUAAUGUUUACAAAAGGUGUGGUUCUCACACACUGUUUACAACAGCAGAUAACACUGACGCACACGCAGAGCAGUCCACCAAUAGCUGUUUAAAAUUCCCAAAGUAUUGGCUUCAGAUGCGGUGGAUGAUGGGGGCAAGAAUUUUGCUUGCAUUUUGAUUAAGAACUUGUUUUUCUUUUUUUCAAAACAUUAUGUGGAUUUUGAAUAGUAUUUCUGUAAAUUUAAUAAACUGUCAAGUCUCCUAUUUAGGCAA